CUCGAUGCGUUUGCCAUCGCCGCGCACGAAGUCCCCGAGCGGACCAAGAUACGGAGGAGCCGUCUAGGUGAGCUGGAAGAGGGGCCUGGUGCGUCAUCUACGCGGAGGAAAAGAAAUCGUGACGAGGAUGAAGAUGGCGAGGGUGACGAGGACGAGGAGGAACAGCCGAAGAGAAGGAGGAGAGGCGGGGAUGAUGAGGGGAGUGAUGAGGGGAGUGAUUCUGAGGGGAAUACGUGGACGGUGGGGCAGGUGGGUAGUGAGGAUGAUAGCGAUAUCGAUAGUGAUGAGGCGUUUGGGGAGAGUGAUGAGGAGAGGUUUGAGGGGUGGGCGUUUAGGGGGAGUAGUAGUGCGCAGGAUCGAGGGAAGGGGGUCAAGAGGAAGGGGAAGAGGAGGGUGGAAGAGGAGGAUGUGGAUAUGGAGGGGGAGAUAGAUCUGGAUGAGGAGAGUAGUGCCGACGGGGAGGAGGACGAGGAAGAGGACGAUUUGGGAGAAGAUGCGAUUGAUCUGGCUACAGCGUUGGAUCAGUAUGAGGAGAGUGAGGACGAGGAUGUGCACGACCGUAAGCAGAAAAAGGAUAAGAAGAACAAGAAGAAGCCAUCUGCAUUCGACGACAGCGAACCUAGCGAAGAAGACGAUUUUGCAGCCGAUGGCGCAGAUGACUUCUCCUCGUCCGAGGACGACGAUGAGGAUGAGGCUGACAAGACGGCGCGGCUCAGAGAUCUGAUUGCGUCGCUCCCAGCUGAGGAAGAGGGUACCGGCAGGAUCUCGCGCAAGGACGCCCAUGAAUCCGGAACCCCGUCCGAGUUUGGUGUCAUGCGCAAGGUGGAUCUUCUGAGCAUCAAGUCCAAGAUUUCGGAUCCUGAAAAGAGGAAGUCACUUAGGCUUCUACAAGACGACCUGAAGCCCUCAAAGCGAAACGACAUAGCGAGAAAGCUCGAUGCGCCACUUCCCAAGCGUCAGCAAGACAAGUUGGAUCGCGCUGCUGCGAACGAGAAGGCCAACGAGGUCCUGUCCCGCUGGGUGGAUACGGUCAAGAAGAACCGCCGUGCCGAGCAUCUCUCGUUCCCGCUCAAGAGCGCUUUUGAAAGCGAAUCCAUGGGCGAAAGCCGGCUUAUGCCCACCACUGCUACGGGACCUGCAAACGAACUCGAGAGUACCAUCCAGUCCAUCCUACAACAAAGUGGUCUCUCCAAUGGAAAAGAUGACGAAGAGCAGCUACAGAAGUGGGAGGAGUUGCAGACCAACAAGCUCCCGCUGGAAGAAGUCGCCAAACGCCGUGCUCAGCUCAGGCGAGAGCGCGAGCUCCUCUUCCGCGAGGAAGUGCGCGCCAAGCGGAUCAAGAAGAUCAAGAGCAAGUCGUAUCGCAGAGUACACAGGAAGGAGCGCGAGAGACUUGCGGAACGAGAACGCGAAGAGCUCAAAGCCCAAGGCGUCGAUGUAUCUGAGGAUGAGCGAGAGUACAACGACCGCCGCAGGGCCGAAGAGCGCAUGGGCGCCAAGCACCGUGAGAGCAGGUGGGCUAAGAGUGUCAAGAAAACAGGCCGAGCGGCCUGGGAUGAGGAUGCUCGGGCCAGUGUGAAUGAGCUGGCCAGACGAAACGAGGAGCUUCGUCGUCGCAUUGAAGGCAAGGAAAUCCGCGACGAGGAUGAAGAUCGCUCUGACUUCACGAGCGAUGAGGAAGAGGAUGAUGACUCGGAAGAGGACCCUAAGUCACUUAUACAGAAGCAGCUGAAGCGUCUGAAGGAGAAGAACCCGUUCACCACCGACGAGUCGAAGCUUGGUAACAUGAUGUUCAUGCAGAAAGCAGAGGCGGCAAGACGGCAGAGAAACGAUGAGGACAUCGAACGCAUGCGACGCGAGCUCGCUGGCGAGGAGAGUCACAGUGAGGAAGAAGAUGAGAAUUCCGCCAAAACGGGGCGCAUGAAGUUUGGCCCUACCAAGGCGGUCACGACAGCCAUCCAGCCUGUGCGCGGCGAAUUUGAGGAGAUGGCAGGGUCAGAUGAUGACGAGGAAGAAGCAAGAGUAGAAGCUGGCACAAACCCGGAGGAGCGUGCGGAACUGGCCACUACUGGACUCUCAAAUGGAUCGGCGAAGGCUAGCGCAACGACUUCUCAGGCGCAAGCGCAACAUGGCCCAAGUGGGCAGAAUGCCGACUUGAAGACUGCCGUAAAAAGUAACUCCGGAAAGCAGCCCGACGCAUUGUGGAAAGCCCAUGACACCGUCUCCGCACUUCAGAAGAAAUCGAAGUCGAAAUCGAAGGCUAAGACUGCGGAGGACGACGACUUCCCCGAUGCCCACUACAGCGCCCCCGAUGCGGAUGGCUUCCAAACAGUCACGUAUGGCAAGAACUCCGACAACGAUGACGAUGAUACCGGAGACGAAGGCAUCAACCAUAACCAGGCUCUCGUAUCCGCCCUCUACGCAGGCGACAACGUGGAAGCCGAAUUUGAAGCCGAGAAGGCCGCACAAAUGGACGAAGAAGCGGAAAAGACAAUCACCACGCAUCUCCCCGGCUGGGGCGCCUGGGUGGGCGACGGGCUCACCAAGAACGAAAAGAAGAACAAGGGCAAGAAGUCGGUCACCAAGCAAGAAGGCGUCAAGAUCAGCAAGCGCAAGGACCUGACACUGGAGAAGGUCAUCAUCAACGAGAGGAAGAUCAAGAAGAAUUCCAAGUUCCUCGCGACGCAGCUGCCGUUCCCGUUCGAGACGAGGGAGCAGUAUGAGCGCAGUUUGAGGGUGCCGCAGGGUAAGGAGUGGACUACCAAGAUGACGUUCCAGGAGGCAACGAAGCCACGGGUGUUGCUCAAGCAAGGCAUUAUUACGCCCAUGAAGAAGCCUAUGGUUUAA
Messenger RNA from Westerdykella ornata, 2847 nucleotides. Its product is annotated as Utp14-domain-containing protein. The record is from RefSeq and is a predicted model, not a curated record. NCBI's taxonomy places the organism in Eukaryota, Fungi, Ascomycota, Dothideomycetes, Pleosporales, Sporormiaceae. Gene Ontology annotation, cellular component: small-subunit processome; nucleolus. The transcript has a single exon. Gene Ontology annotation, biological process: rRNA processing. The annotation marks the transcript as partial.